UUCCUUAUUAAAAAUAACAGAAUUUUGAAGCUGAAAAAUUGCUGCGCGCUCCUACUUGCUAAAUUCAUCACCCAACUUACGUGGCUUCUCCACAGUCUCUCUCUCUUCCCUUUGUCUCACCUCCCCCAAUCAUCUAGGGUUUCAUUUGCAGAUUCGUGCCCUCUUCUAUUCAACUAUGGAAUCGAUAUUAUGCACUUCUUCGAGCUAUAAUUUCGUCGGGUACAUGUCUCGGCAAGCUUCAAUUGGUAGUCAAACUGUUGUGUUUCAAACAACAAACAAGGGAAAAUUACAGCGAAUAGCAUCGAAAAUGGCUUCUGCGGAUGCCAAUUCCAUCAACGGCAGUCCAAGAAGAAGCCGGACUUCGGCCCAAACCGAAGCACUACAGUCGGGAAAAAAGCCCAGUAGUAGUGCCUUGGAACAGCUUGAUAUCGAACGUGGCGUUUGCGUUCCGUUUCGAAAGUACUCACCCGAUACAGUAUGUAAGGAAUAAGGUAUUGGAAUCUAGAGGUGCAAUUCUGUCUCUGGUUGGUCGUGGAAUUGAGAUAGUUUGGAGUUUGGGAUUCUAUUGGUCUACCUUGAUGUAUGAUUGCUUUGUUGGUCGUGAUGAAGAAGUUGUUCCUUUUCGUGCUCGGCAGCUUAGGAAUCUCUUAUGUGAUUUGGGGCCUUCUUUUAUCAAAGCUGGGCAGGUUCUUGCAAACAGACCCGAUAUUAUUAGAGAAGAUUAUAUGAAUGAACUUUGCAUUCUUCAGGAUGAUGUUCCUCCUUUUCCCAAUCAGGUUGCCUUCAAAAUUAUAGAAGAGGAAUUGGGCCAACCCCUUGAAGCUGUUUUCAGCAAAAUUUCAUCAGAGACAAUAGCAGCCGCAAGUUUGGGUCAAGUUUACCGAGCUACUCUACGUUCCUCAGGAGAGGAUGUUGCUAUUAAGGUGCAAAGGCCACAGAUAGAGCCUAUUAUCUAUCGGGAUCUUUUUCUUUUCCGUAAUCUUGCGUCAUUAUUAAAUGGAAUCAGUCUACAGAAGCUGGGAUGCAAUGCAGAACUUAUAGUCGAUGAGUUUGGUGAGAAGCUUUUGGAGGAGCUUGAUUACACCUUGGAAGCUCGUAAUAUUGAGGAUUUUCUGGUGAACUUUAAAGAUGAUCCUACUGUAAAAAUUCCUCGGGUUUAUAAACAACUCUCUGGUUCACGUGUUUUGGUAAUGGAAUGGAUUGAUGGUAUACGGUGCACUAACCCAAAGGCUAUUAAGGAGGCAGGGAUUGAUGUAAAUGGAUUUUUGACUGUUGGUGUGAGUGCUGCGCUGCGACAGUUGCUAGAAUUCGGGCUGUUCCAUGGCGAUCCACACCCAGGAAAUAUCUUUGCUAUGCGUGAUGGACGAAUUGCUUAUGUGGACUUUGGGAAUGUGGCUGAGCUAAGUGAGCAAAAUAAACAGAUUUUGAUUGAUGCUGUUGUCCAUGCUGUAAAUGAGGAUUAUGCUGAGAUGGCGAAUGAUUUUACAAGACUUGGUUUCCUUGCUAGCGGCACUGAUGUCUCUCCAAUUGUUCCAGCUUUAGAAGCAAUUUGGCAGAACUCUGUUGGAAAAGGACUUUCUGAUUUUAACUUCAGAAGUGUUACAGGUAAAUUCAAUCAACUGGUGUACCAGUAUCCUAUCCGGAUACCCGAGAGGUUUUCUCUUGUUAUCCGUUCUUUAUUAACUCAAGAAGGCAUCUGUUUCACACUGCAGCCAGAUUUUAAAUUUCUUGAGGUUGCCUACCCGUAUGUAGCAAAGCGCCUCCUAACAGAUCCGAACCCUGCUCUACGUGAACGCCUCAUACAGGUUCUAUUUAAAGAUGGUAUUUUCCAGUGGAAACGGCUUGAAAACCUAAUUGUUCUAGCAAAGGAAAAUGUGUCGAAGAUGAGCAGCAACCCUGCACUGCAAGUGAAGGACACGCAAAGGUCAAGAGACAGGCAGGUUCAAAGAAAAUUGGAUCUCACAGACACCAUCAAGGACGGAGCUCGCCUUUUCUUAGUUGAUGAAGGAAUCCGUAGGCAGCUUCUUCUUGCUUUGACUGAAGACUCCAAGCUUCACAUUCAAGAGCUUGUGGAUGUUUAUAGACUAGUUGAAGACCAAAUAGAUAUUCCUACUAUGGCUGUGGCGGUAGCUCGAGACUUUCCGUCCGUUGCCCGGGAUGUCCUGCUUUCGUGGAGUGACUCCAUCUUAUCUGAUAGGUAAUCAAUUAUUUGUAGUUGCCAUCCACUACAAUUUGAAAUCAUGUGUGUAUAUUAUAGCUUGUCAAUUGAGGUUUCUACCUUUUUCCCAUUUGGCAAGAGCCUGUUUUUGCGAUUUGUAAUUUUAUUUUAUUGAUUUUUUUAUUUUGGUGAUUUUUUUUUUUGGUUUCUAAAGCCAGACAAUGACGUGAUAUAAGAAAAUUUUCCCUCUGUAUAUAAAAGAAAAUUCUUAUUAAA
Cornus florida is the source of this 2434-nucleotide messenger RNA. RefSeq names its product protein ACTIVITY OF BC1 COMPLEX KINASE 1, chloroplastic. The transcript is spliced from 14 exons. The coding region runs from base 321 to 2201 and encodes 626 amino acids. Gene Ontology annotation, biological process: protein phosphorylation. Gene Ontology annotation, molecular function: protein kinase activity; ATP binding. The record is from RefSeq and is a predicted model, not a curated record. Lineage: Eukaryota; Viridiplantae; Streptophyta; Magnoliopsida; Cornales; Cornaceae.